UCUGGUUGUUGCAGAGUCACUGUAAACAAGGAGAGAGAAGGAGUCGCCAUUAGAGCUGUUAACGGCUCUUCUGUUUACAUCUAAAGCUGUUAUUGUUGAAAUUCAGUCAUUCCGGGAUACGAGUCCAGACAUCCAUCCGAAGGCUUUUCAUAAAAGGCACAGUUCGUGUUUUCGCUGUUAGCAUUCUUAGCCGUUAGCUUGCGUUAGCUGCAGCUAGCCUUGCUGGGCUAACAUCCAGAGAGGCCUGUUGUUGUUGUUAUUGUUGUUGACGGGGUGAACACCUUUCAUGCCCCCUACCUCUCUCUUGACUGCGACCAAGAUAUCCUGAACCCUGGGUGGCUGGUCAGAGCGCCCUCCUCCCAGCAUGGAGGCAGGAGGGAAGGACUGUGAGGACGAGACGCUGCAGACGGCCUUCAAGAAGCUGAGGGUGGACGCUGAGAGUGUACCCGGAGCAGUGAGUGUGUGCGAGGCUCCCAGAGCAUCUCGACCCUCUCUGGACCCGAGCGGAGCGAAACCCAAACUCAGCUGCCCCAAGGACAACUGGCACGGCUGCAUGAGGAAGUCUUCCAGAGGAGCCUCCAGAACGCAGCGCCGCCGAAGGUCCAAAUCCCCGAUCCUCCACCCGCCCAAGUUCACGUACUGCAGCGCGGCGGCGGCGGCGGCAGUAUCGCCCCCUAGUGGCUGCCUGAAGCAACAACGCCUCGCUGUGCCCGAUCCCUCGGAGCCUCGUCCUCCAGGAGAGGGGAUCACAGCCUCCUCUGCUGCCCAGAAAGAGCUCUCAUCGUCGGGCUCUCCUAACCCCAUCUCCCCUCUGGUGUUUGGCUCGUGUGCCGGGUUUGAGGCGCAGGAAACGUCCGGGGAGUCGAGCGAGGAGGAGAAAAGCGCCAGCGAAGGAGCGAGGGUUUCUGGAUCUGCGGAUUUCCGGGUUUUAUCUGAGCGCCUGGCAGAAGUUCCCUGCUCCUGCGUUUGGAAGGAAAGCGGGAACGCUGCUGCCGAGUCUCCGUGUCGGUGUCGGGAUCCGUCUCAAACCUGGCAGGGAGUCGAGGUUUAUUCCUUCACGGGGCUCCGAAACGCCACGUCUGAGUGCGAAAGAACUAUCGUUAGCGGCGGCGGCGCGGCGUCUUCUUCCUCGUCUGGAUCCGCGCGGUCGUGUUCGGAGCAGGCGAGAGUUUACGUGGACGACAUCACGAUAGAGGACCUUUCCGGAUACAUGGAGUAUUAUCUGUACAUCCCCAAGAAGAUGUCUCACAUGGCGGAGAUGAUGUACACUUGAAAAAAUAAAUACUAUUAUUGUAUCAGAAGGAAAAGUAAAGUAAAGGAGGUCUUUGUGUCGACAGCCUCAGGACAGGAAUGAUCUGAACUUCCCUUUGUUUAUGUUCAAAUGUCUUGAUUUAAUCUUUAAAAAGUCUGACAAAUGCUAAAAGAAGUAGCAUUUUGUGAUUCUUUAUAAUUAUAAUAUAAGAACCAAGAGGAUGUCUCACAUGGCGGAGAUGAUGUACACUUAAAAAAAUAAAUGCUAUUAUAAUAUCUUAAGGAAA
Molecule: messenger RNA, 1538 nt
Organism: Trematomus bernacchii (emerald rockcod)
Lineage: Eukaryota; Metazoa; Chordata; Actinopteri; Perciformes; Nototheniidae
Gene: oser1
Product: oxidative stress responsive serine-rich 1
Exons: 4
Coding region: 365-1273 (302 amino acids)
Biological process (GO): cellular response to hydrogen peroxide
Source: RefSeq, a predicted model, not a curated record